Molecule: messenger RNA, 1183 nt
Organism: Patiria miniata (bat star)
Lineage: Eukaryota; Metazoa; Echinodermata; Asteroidea; Valvatida; Asterinidae
Exons: 4
Coding region: 44-910 (288 amino acids)
Biological process (GO): negative regulation of endopeptidase activity; negative regulation of membrane protein ectodomain proteolysis
Cellular component (GO): extracellular matrix
Molecular function (GO): protease binding; metalloendopeptidase inhibitor activity
Source: RefSeq, a predicted model, not a curated record
UAUAGAAAAUUACCACCACAAGAAGACAGACUUGCCACGGAGGAUGUUGCACCAAUGGUGGAAGUUGCUUGCUCUGGCCCUGAGCUGUUGGGUCUCAGCAUGGGCUUCAUCUCCUCAAAUCUCCGGAGACUCGUUCCUCUUUGUCCAGAAGCAUCCUCAGGAAUUCUUCUGUGAGGCAGACUUUGUACUGGUUGGCAAAGUGCUGCGUAAGACGACGUCGAACGUAUCCCUGCGGAACUUCCAUCACGUAACAAGAAUAACAGAGCUCCGCCCAUCUCCCACUGAGACCAACGUCCUAUUGGUCAGGGUCAAGCGCGUGUUCAAGGGGCGGUCCUACGCCAAGGAGGGCAACACCGUGGCCCUGGUUACCAGUCGAAUUAAGACGGACUUGAAGGUGGUGCUGCGUCGGUCUUACGUCUUCACAGGCUUUGUCCGCAUAGCCAACGUGCCUGACGAUUAUGGCCACUGCUCCAGUCUCCUACACACUGGCAGACACGUGUUUGUGGAGAAUCAACUCAACUUCAUGUGGGGGUGUUCAUGGUUCAAACCCCGCCCCCUCCUGACGUCAGAACAGAAGCAGGGAUUGUCUGGGAUGUACGCCAAAGGCUGUGAUUGUCAGAUCGUGAGAUGCCACGGUCGAACUGACGACCCGAGAAGGUACUGCUUCGGCGACCUCCAGGGGGCGCUGUUCGGUGAGGGCUGCGUGAUGCAUCACGGGAACGAGCAGCUAACGGUGCCGCUGAUGACAUGUUCCCGCCGCAGCGGUGGUUACAACGACACCUGCAAGUGGAUCACGUGCUCUGCAGCCAGGCAUUCCCGCCCCGAGGGUAAAUUCUCUGCAGUUGGCGCCGGUAUUAAGCCCCCGGUUGCAACCUCCAGCCCAAAUGCAACUUGUGGUGACUUGUGCUGAAAUCGAUUCUCUGUCAUUAUAAGUUAUCACUACUCCCAUGGCAACGGGAUGCCUUCGUUACUGGCAACGGUACUUGACGGUUGGUAACAGAAAGACAAAUGAGAUGCUUUGUUUAUUCAGGACAAUGUGACGAUGUCGGGGAAGGAUCACACAUGACUUUGUCUACCUCAUUCCCUAGUCUAUCUAUCUUUUGUAUUCUGUAUUCAACCAGUAUUGCCUCCCAAUAUAUACGUCUGCUGCUUAACAUAAGAAGAUUCACUUCAAAACUUUGCC